GUGUUAAGGUGGUGCACAGUUCUGUUGCGCCUACAGCGUAGACUGGCCCGAAUCGGGUGAUUCGCCGUUUGAAAGUGGAGUGGUCUUCCGGAAGCGCAGCGAAGCGGAAUGCCGCUCGAAUAUCUGCAAAUGUUUGUUUAUCUGCUGCACAAAUCCAAGUACCGAAGAAAAUGUGGCCCAUCGCCAACGCCACUGUCAGUGGUGGUGGCGGGUGGCCGUGCCAUGGACUUGUGUCGUCUUUCGUUGGUGGUGCUGUUAUCUUUAUCAUGCCACUUUGGGCCUACGAUCGUCUCGAGCCAGGGACUAGUUGGAGCGACCGAUCCCGGCAGCCGAUGCACGGAGGUACGAUGCAUGAACGGUGGUGUCUGCAAAAACGGAACCUGUCUGUGCCCGGAUGGCUGGCAAGGGUCCGAGUGCCAAUUCUGCGGUGGUAAGGUUAGAUUAACGGAUCCAUCCGGCAGCAUCCACGAUGGAUUGGGCAACUAUUCGAUUGGUGUCAAAUGCAGCUGGUUAAUCGACGCCCGCGAACACAACAGCAUCACGGACAAGGUAUCGACCGGUCCAUCCCAACCGUCAGUGAUACGGCUUCAUCUGGAAGAGUUUGCGACCGAAUGUGGCUGGGACCAUCUGUACGUGUACGAUGGCGAUUCGGUCGAAUCACCGCUGCUGGCCGUCUUUAGCGGGCUAAUGUAUCGGAAAAAUUUCACCAUCCGUCGAAUACCGGAAGUGUUUGCCCAUUCCGGCUCAGCCCUGUUACACUUCUUCAGUGACGAUGCGUACAAUAUGUCCGGCUUUAACAUUUCCUACCAGGUGAAUGCAUGCCCCACGAAUGAUUCGUCACUGAAUUGUUCCGGGAAUGGCGAUUGCUGGAAUGGAUUGUGUAGCUGUAAUGUCGGAUUUACUGGUGCGGCUUGCAAUAUUCCCCGCUGUCCAAACUAUUGUUCCGCCCAUCUGGGACGGGGCGUUUGCAACGAGAAGCAGCAACGCUGUAUCUGCAGUGCGGGAUACACGGGGAACGAUUGCUCGCAAACGAUCGCACACGGCUACUGGACGGCGAUCGAUGCGGGAGAGACGGAGGGUUUUACCCCGCCGGGCAGUGCAUCGCAUGGAGCAGCUGUUUUCCACGACACACUGUACGUGAUUGCGGGCGAAAGCUAUGGGAAAGCGGCGGCCCUGCUAUACAUGUACGAUUUCAACGGGAAGGUGUGGGAAACGGCACAUACCGAGAGCAAACCGGUGCCGGAGUUGCGGUACGGCGCAUCGACGGUCAUCUUCGGUGACAAGAUAUUUAUGUACGGCGGUGUCAUCGAGGGCAAGGGCGUUUGUGGGGAGCUGUGGGCAUUCGAUGUGAGUGCAAAGAUUUGGGAAAACAUAACCGUCAAGUCGGAACAGUGCAACGAAACGUAUGAGAUGUGUGGUCCGCUACGUUCCGCCGGACACACGGCAACGAUCGUAACGAACUACGAUCAGGUGGGAGGGAGCGGUGGAAAGAAGAUACUGUCCGGUGGUGGGGGCGGUGGAAGUUCCCAGAAGAUGGUGGUCAUUUUUGGACAUUCGCCUCAGUUCGGAUACCUCAACACGGUGCAAGAGUUUAACUUUGGGACGCGUGAGUGGAAGAUCGUGCAGACGCGUGGGUACCCGGUAAAGGGUGGUUAUGGCCAUUCGGCUGCCUACGAUCCCCUGCGGGACCGUAUUUACGUGUACGGUGGCAUCGUGUCGGAGAGUGACAGUUCGCAGCUGCUAAGCAAUAAACUGUUUAGCUACGAACCGCACGAACGGUUGUGGACGUUGCUGGAGACGGCACCGACGGCGCGGUUUCUGCACACGGCCAACUUCCUAACGCCUGGACUGAUGAUGGUUUUCGGCGGUAAUACCCAUAACGAUACAUCACACAGCUUUGGCGCAAAGUGUUACUCCCGGGAUCUGAUGGUGUACGAUGUGCUGUGUGACUCGUGGCACACGCAACCGAUGCCGGCGGAUCUGUACGCGGAUUUGGCACGUUUUGGCCAUUCGGCGGCAGUUUUCGAGCGGUCACUGUACAUCUACGGCGGAUUCGAUGGGCAGAUGAUAAACGAUAUGCUAAAGUUUACACCGGGAGAAUGUCAAGCGUUUAACCGGACGGAACAGUGUCUUAAUACGCGUCCGGGUGUAAAGUGUGUGUGGGACAUACAGAAGAGCAAAUGUAUGCCGGCGUCGGCUGUACAGCGCGAGCGGCUGUUCGACCGUGACCAAGAAGGGUUGGAAGUAUGUCCGAAGAAGAGUCGACUCGUAAUGACCCAACAGGAGCUGAUGGAUUACGAGUUAUGUAGUCAGCUGACCACGUGCCAGGGUUGCGUUUCGACCGCGUACGGUUGUAUGUUUUGCGGAAUCGGCAACGGGAAGGGUAUCUGCGUGAAGGAAAAGUGCCCGGAUGUGUCGUACACGUUUCGGGCCGAUUUCUAUCCCACCAAGGCACUCAAGGAUUGUCCGGACAAUGAGGAGCACGUGUGUGCGCAACUGCACGGGUGCCAUGCUUGUACGGCGGUAAGUGUUUGCCACUGGGACUACGAGCACAGCAAGUGUCAGUACAGCCGGAACAAAUCGGGCGAUGCACUGAACGAUGCGUGUCCACCGGCCUGCUCGGGACUUACGUCGUGCGGUAACUGUACGCAGGAAGAGUGUAUCUGGUGCCAGAAUGAACAGCGGUGCGUGGAUAAGAAUGCGUACACUGCCAGCUUUCCGUACGGCCAGUGUCGCGAGUGGACGACGGGUUCGAGCAAAUGUCGUGCGGCAAGCAGCGGGAAAAGUCAGUGCGGUUUCUAUCGCACCUGUGCCCAGUGUAGGGAUGAUCCGGCCUGUGGUUGGUGCGACGAUGGUUCGAUGACCGGGUUGGGUAAGUGUUUGCCGGGCGGAGACAGUGGGGCACACGAAGAAUCCGAAUGUCCAGCCCAGCGGUGGCAUUUUACGCACUGUCCUAGUUGUCAGUGCAAUGGACAUAGUACUUGUCCCGAUUCGAAGACGUGCAAGCAACCGUGUAACGAUCUAACCGUUGGACCGAACUGUGACAAGUGCAAGUCGGGCUACUGGGGUAAUCCGGUUAAUGGAGGCAUUUGUCAGAAGUGUGAAUGCAACGGACAGGCACAGUACUGUCACAGUGAGACGGGCAAGUGCUUCUGCAGCACCAAGGGACUGGCCGGUGAUCAUUGCGAAAAGUGUGACGCCACGAACCAUUACCAUGGUGAUCCGAGCCGUGGUUCGUGCUACUACGAUCUAACGAUCGACUAUCAGUUUACGUUCAACCUUUCGAAGAAGGAGGAUCGCCACUUUACACAGAUCAAUUUCCGCAACUCACCGGUCAAGCCGGACAUUGAUGCGGACUUUACCAUCACGUGCAGUGUAGCGGCCAGGAUGAACAUCACGAUCAGGACGGCGGGCGGUAUCGAGAAGCCACUGUUUUCGGCGGUCAACUGUUCCACGUUUCGGUACCGAUUUUCGAAGGCGGAGCAUCAGUUUGGAAUCGAGGACAAUGUUACGCUGACAACGUUCUACGUGUACGUGUACGACUUUCAGCCACCGCUCUGGAUACAGAUAGCGUUUUCGCAGUAUCCGAAGCUGAAUUUGCAGCAGUUCUUUAUUACCUUCUCAACAUGUUUCCUUCUGCUCCUCGUUAUGGCGGCCAUUCUGUGGAAGAUUAAGCAACACUACGACAUGUUCCGGCGUCGUCAGCGACUAUUUGUUGAAAUGGAACAGAUGGCGUCGAGACCAUUUUCGCAGGUGUUGGUCGAGAUUGAAAGUAGAGAAUACAACGAGCUAUCGCCAGCUGUAGAAAAUAUUACCGCUGCGCCCCGGAAACGUAAAAAGGACUCACCCAGUCCAAUCGCGCUGGAGCCAUGUGAAGGUAACAGGGCGGCAGUUCUUUCGCUUCUAGUCCGGCUGCCAACGGGUGGCCUUCAGCAUUCUCCUCCUGGUCAAUCGGCAGGUCUUGCCGUCGCAAGUGCAUUAGUAACGUUAGGAAACCCACGACGCUCGUCGAUAGAACAUCCGAAGGAACCUAAGACUAAGCGUAAGCAGAGCCAACACCCUGAUAGUUGUAUAUAAAUAUCAUGUCUACGUGCAUGCAUCCCACACGG
Messenger RNA from Anopheles maculipalpis, 4109 nucleotides. RefSeq names its product attractin (gene dsd). Gene Ontology annotation, molecular function: protein binding. The record is from RefSeq and is a predicted model, not a curated record. Gene Ontology annotation, cellular component: Golgi apparatus. Bases 109 to 4077 code for a protein of 1322 amino acids. NCBI's taxonomy places the organism in Eukaryota, Metazoa, Arthropoda, Insecta, Diptera, Culicidae. The transcript has 7 exons.